Messenger RNA from Durusdinium trenchii, 1734 nucleotides. Lineage: Eukaryota; Dinophyceae; Suessiales; Symbiodiniaceae. The record is from the annotation of a GenBank genome assembly.
AUGGGUGUAAGUGCCGUAGCGCUAACCUUGAUCAAUCUGGGAGUGUGUCCUUCAUUGGCCUAUGAAAUUCAGGGACAGGAGGCCGAUGCCUCCGCACUGGAGACUGAGAUGUUGUUGCGAAAGGAGCCCCGGCAGUUCGAGCUGCUAGAGGCAGAUUCUCAAGCAGCAAGUCAAUCCACACAGUCUCCUUCCAGCGACUUUGAUAGUUCCUCUGGCCUUUGGAGAGAAAUUCGCAAGAGGGCUAAGAUCACCGCCGAGGAGCCUUUUUCCGCUGAGGGCCCACCGGCAGUGGUCUACAGCGCUCAAACAGCCUCAGCUGCAGCGACAAUCAUCAUGGGGAUGACCACUGCCUUCAUGGGGCUCUUCUGCCUCACCCAAGCCAACCAUCCACCACUUCAGCAGGCCACCUGGAAGACGCUGAAUUCCUGUCUCUCAUUCUUCAGUGCUUUGCUCGUGUAUUACCUUGUGAGAGAAAUCACCAACCUGAUGGUUACAGAUGAGAUGGUCGCAGAGGAGGCUUCAAUAAAAGGCCUGAGGAGAGGCACUGGCACAAUGCCUGCAAUGGCACACAGCGGCACGGGGGCUGUCUUGGUAGCCUUGCUACGCUUCUUUCUCAGCCUCAUUCUUCAACAGAGCCUGCUUGUCCUUGGCAGGCAACGGAAGGUCCUUGUUUCCGUCACCUACACCUUUGGCGCACAGUUGGUUGGUAUGCUGGGGGCAGAUGCCUUUGCUAGCUGGCAGGAAGCUCCUUCGUGGACAGCGUCACCAGCUGCCAGCUUUGGCCUGGUUUGCAUCACCAUUCUGAUCUUAGCCUUCGUCUUCAGCACAGCUCGCUUCUUGCGAAGCAAGGUUAGCGACGCGGAUGACGAGCUGAAGGAGAAGUGGCGACAAAGUGACAGCACCAUCGUGUCAAUGACUAUCUCGCUGACGCUCUUGCAGUUUUGGCGAUUUGUCCUUGCAGGGCGACUGCCUCACUUUUCGGAAAUCCAAAGAUCCGAGUACAAGAACUCGGAAACUGCAUAUCUCUUUGUGACGCUGCCUUUCCUCCUGCUGAUGAUUCUGCUGGAAAAAGCCUUCUCUUUGGUGCAAGCACCUGCCGAAGGUACGUCCGGUAUGACCAUGUGGAUGCAUCACGCCCUUGCAAUCCUAUCGUUGAUGCCGCGCAUUUUUGCUUUUGCAUCAGCAUGGUGUGCCUUAUUUUGUGCCAAGUGGCUUGACUAUGGCAUCUUGAUGCAGGGUGAGCUGGCCAGUGCCGGAGAUGUCAUGAAAGGAGAGAUGUACACCGCCAUGAUCAUGACUGGCAUAGGCUUUGCUUGCAGCCUGCUAUUUAAUCUCUGGUGCGAGAAGAUGCCUGGGAUGUCCUGCUUCCUUGCUCUUCUGUCGGAGGUUUGCUGCUUCCUCGUGUCCCUGAGCUGGGACAGCACCUUCCAGAUGGCGUGCGCCUUCAGCAAGGACCAAACGAAGUCUAACUUUGACCAAGUUUUUGCUCGCUGCACGCAGUGUCAGUGGAUGUGUAUUGUGUUGAUACCCUCCUGGCUUUUCUUUGUUCAUCCCCGCGCGCAAGCUGAAGAGAAUGGCCCAAAGGAUGGAGCAGAGGUUGAGAAAGAUGCCAAAGGAGCUAGCCAGAAACCUGCUGAAAAGCUCCCGGAGAGCCAGGCGCCAAUGAAAGAGGAACCCAAGGAGCAGCCUGAGGAACAGCCCAAAGAGCAGCCUAAAGCCGGUGAAGAAGAGUGA